AUGACUCUACUACAAUCGCUUCUCCAUCUCACCAACUUCAAAAAUCCCUUGCUACGGACUUUGGUUCCCUCAGUCUCCGCCGCAUACGCGAUCCAAUUUGCUUUCGCGAUCCCCUCCAUUGUCGCACAGAAUGAACGCUUUUAUGACUUUUCCGGCUCCCUGACGUUUCUGUCCGUAACUGCUCUCAGCCUGUAUCUGCCCUCGUUGCGCACCACAUUCUCGUCUACGGCAGCCAACGUGUCUACUCCGUUGCCGAGUCUUUUCGCUCCGUUCACCAACCCUGGUAGACUCGGAGCUCUGAACUGGCGACAGGUUGCUCUGAGUGGUGCCGUCGUGUUUUGGGCUGUACGACUGGGAUCAUACCUAUUCCAACGUAUCCUGCAAGACGGCCACGACUCUCGCUUCGAUGAAAUCAAGAAAUCUCCCGCAAAAUUUGCGGGUGCUUUCUUUGCUCAAGCCACCUGGGUCUCCUUGUGCCUACUCCCUGUGAUAGCUCUCAACUCCGUUCCCGCAGCUUCGUUCGCUGCGUUGCCACCCGUCAAGAUAUCUGACAUCGUCGGCAUUCUCGUCUACGUUGCCGGGUUCGCGUUCGAAAUCACAGCUGAUUGGCAGAAGAGCAAGUGGAUGCGAGAAAAGAGGGAAAAGCUUCAUGACGAGCAGUUCAUGACCCGCGGCCUUUGGACUGUCAGCCAAUAUCCGAAUUAUUUUGGAGAAAUUUCUCUCUGGACUGGCAUUGCAACUGCCGCCGCCGGGAUUAUCGUAUCAAAGCCUGUCCAAGCCAGUCUAGGUCUUUACGGCGGCAUUGCUGGGCCUCUACUAGCAACUGCAAUGUCGUUUGCAAGUCCAGCAUUCGUCGCCCUGCUCCUGACAAAGGUUUCGGGCAUCCCCCUGAGCGAGAAGAAAUACGACAAGCGUUAUGGAGACCGCAAGGACUACCAGGAAUGGAAGAAGAACACUCCGAAGCUGAUUCCCAAGGUAUUCUAG
Colletotrichum chrysophilum is the source of this 984-nucleotide messenger RNA. RefSeq lists its product as uncharacterized. Gene Ontology annotation, biological process: lipid metabolic process. Bases 1 to 984 code for a protein of 327 amino acids. The record is from RefSeq and is a predicted model, not a curated record. The transcript has 3 exons. Gene Ontology annotation, cellular component: membrane. Gene Ontology annotation, molecular function: oxidoreductase activity, acting on the CH-CH group of donors. Lineage: Eukaryota; Fungi; Ascomycota; Sordariomycetes; Glomerellales; Glomerellaceae.